CAUCAUUAUAACAUCAUGUAUCGUCUUCUGUUUGCGAUCGAUUCAAUAAUAUUGGUUCAUAAUAUCAUUGUCAUCAUACAAUGUGCAUUAUUUUUUGCCAUUUUAUCAUCUGGCUGUACAUUAUUGAAUUAUAGCCUAAUAUUACGGAUUAAUCGAAUGUUACAAAAUUUAGCUAAAUAUUGUCGUAACAUGAAAAAUAACCGUAUGAAACGAAAAUAUCGAUCAUUACCAAAGCCACAACGGUUGCAAUUAGCACGUAUUUAUCGUGAACAUGGUGAAAUCUGUAAUGAUUAUAUGAAUUCAUAUGGUGAAUUAUGGAGUAAAGCAUUACUGUUCUAUCUUAUAUUGAGCGUACCAUUUGAUGUGAUUGGAUUAUCAGUUUAUUGGUUGGAUAAAUUAAUUUGGCUUGAUCUGGCUACUGUUAAUUUGAUAUUAUCGAUUCAUGCAUUGACAACAUUAUUAUCAUUUUUGGAUCUUGCAAAACAAACAAAAGCAAUGCAUCAAACCGGUGUUUAUCUUCCAUCUAUUUUACAAUCAAUUAAUAUUCCAUUCAAUGAUUGGUCAUUAUUAUCAUUGAAAUUAAAAUUGGUUGAUUUAUUUGAUCGUUUACAAAAUGGACCAAAAUAUGGUCCAUGUAUUUUGGUGCUUGGAUCGAUAACAUAUAAAUUUAUAUUUAAUCUUUUCACCACAUAUUUUGGAAUGUUCUUUUUCGUAUUACCACGAAUAUCAUCAUCACCAUCAUCGAGUGGUCAUCAUCACAAUUAAUUAUUAUCAUUGCAGAGAUUGUGUGAGUAUUU
Messenger RNA from Dermatophagoides farinae (American house dust mite), 797 nucleotides. RefSeq lists its product as uncharacterized. NCBI's taxonomy places the organism in Eukaryota, Metazoa, Arthropoda, Arachnida, Sarcoptiformes, Pyroglyphidae. The record is from RefSeq and is a predicted model, not a curated record.